AUGUUGCAAAGCCGAAUAGCGAGCAUCUCCACAACCAAAUAUGAAGGAAAUAGGCACUGGGGCCGUCGAAUGCAUGUCACACUUCUCUCCGGCUUCCUCAGUCUGACGUUUGUACUCUCGGCUACUAUAGUUGUUCUCUUCGUUUGCACCAGUCUCAGUAAUUUCAAUGGCUCGUUACAAGGAGCAUUUGCUUUUCUUCCUAUAAUUGGCUAUGGUGUUUGGCUGGUGUUCCAAGCGGCGCUCUCUUCAGUCCUUCCGGGAAAGAUCGCCCACAGGGCCCCCAACUCCAGGAGGUCAUUAUUUGCCCUACAGGAUAAAUACCUCUCCAUAAUUUAUGUAGAAGUAUUCCAGGCCAUUGUAAGUGUGGCUCGAUAUUGGGCAGCGGUGCUCAUGGCAGCCAACAUGUAUGGAUUGCUAGUAUCAGUGCUAGCAUUGUUAAAGGGAUAUAUAAUACUUACCUCAACACAGGAUCGGCGGUUAAAUGGCUCUGUUUUCCAUGACCUUCUGGCCGGACUGUUCCAAAUCGGCUGGUUGGGCAUGAAUUUAUGGGUAGUUAUCGGUCUUUGCAUCGUGGUACAACAACGCUGUCUCUUCUGCACCUUUUCCAAUUCGAUGGCCCUCGUCAUCAGACUACAUCAAUUAUACAUAGCCGACUUUUUGGUUAACGAAAAAUGGUAUCUUUGGACUAUUGGCAACGCCUGUAGUCACUUCGGCUUCUACUUAGGCUGGGGCUCCGCUGUAUGGCUUUCUGUGAUAUACACUACACAAGCACAAUACCUCGCCUCACACCCAGUGCACCCCUCACCUUUGCUCUUCAUUAUUCUCCUUGUAUCAGGCAUUCUUAGCUACAUACUGUUCCGAUUGUCAAAUCAUCAAAGAUACCAUUUUCGGAAAACCACCCGUGUGAUCUGGGCUCGGUACACUACGAGCGGCAGUAAAUCCCACGAGUCUCUGUUACUAUUUUCUGGCUUCUGGGGUAUCGUCCGGUAUCCUAAUUAUGAUGAGAGGCGCUGUCCUGCCAAGUACGGGUUGUGGUGGAAGCGAUACAAACAAUUGGUCUGUUGGUGGUUGAUUCCAGGGCUUUUUUAA
Aspergillus alliaceus is the source of this 1089-nucleotide messenger RNA. Its product is annotated as ergosterol biosynthesis ERG4/ERG24 family-domain-containing protein. The transcript is spliced from 11 exons. The record is from RefSeq and is a predicted model, not a curated record. Bases 1 to 1089 code for a protein of 362 amino acids. NCBI's taxonomy places the organism in Eukaryota, Fungi, Ascomycota, Eurotiomycetes, Eurotiales, Aspergillaceae. Gene Ontology annotation, cellular component: endoplasmic reticulum membrane. Gene Ontology annotation, biological process: cholesterol biosynthetic process; brassinosteroid biosynthetic process. Gene Ontology annotation, molecular function: 7-dehydrocholesterol reductase activity.